Molecule: messenger RNA, 1696 nt
Organism: Myripristis murdjan (pinecone soldierfish)
Lineage: Eukaryota; Metazoa; Chordata; Actinopteri; Holocentriformes; Holocentridae
Gene: tmem192
Product: transmembrane protein 192
Exons: 6
Coding region: 121-912 (263 amino acids)
Cellular component (GO): late endosome; lysosomal membrane
Source: RefSeq, a predicted model, not a curated record
CGGAAGUGUAUCAACUGUCAAAGAGGGAAUUGCCCGCCCCCUGUUGUUGUACAGUAUGUAGGUUAAUGGUCGUUUGUUAUGCUUUCAUUUCCUCUUUAAAAAUAACAGGGAACGGCACACAUGACGGAUCCAAAAGGAGCCUCGCUGUAUGCAGCGAGCACGUCAGCCGAUGUGACGCGGAGCACGGAGGAGGACCCUCUGGUUGACGGCCCUCUGAUCUCCGCUGAUGCCCUCCACUCUGCCAUCAGGAGAGAGUUUCAGACUAUCCCAACACCCUGCCCUGCUGCACUGCUGUCGCUCCUACAUAUGGUGUAUGUGGCAUUGUCCAUUUGUGUGGCGGUGGAAUGUGAGCUGGAACUCGGCAGGGCGGAGGAGUGUGGCAGUGUGUUGGGUGUUGUGAAAGGCCAGAGUGUCAUUGUGUUUGGGAAGGUGUGUUUAUGGGUGCUGGUGCUGUUUUUUGGUGAGUGUGUGCAGCACCAUCACAGUCGGGCCAGGAGCAGAGGAUACCUCCGAUUCUACCGACAGACACAGGGACUGCAGCGUUUGCCUCUCACCGUGCACUCCGCAGGAAAUGUGUUACUGUUAGUUGUCCUGGCUGCUAGAUUGAAACCACUUCUGUCCAUCUCCAUGAUCCUCGGCAUUCUGGGAUUGGAGCUCGUGGUGGCGUUGCUGUGCCUGCUCCUCUACACAGUCAGGGUGAUGCAGUUCAACAGGGACCGAGCCAUGCCAGAUGUGAGCCAAGAAGAGAUUUCACACACCUACAGUAACACAAGCCUGCCUACUGAGACUGGCUUCAGAGAGGGCUCUAGUCUGGAGGAGGUGGUGGAGAAGCAGGCCGACCUGAUAGAGUACCUGAAACAACACAACACCUUACUGAGCAAGAGGCUGCUCAACCUCACCGCUCAGCACUGACCCCAGUCCAGCCUCUGCCUUGAGCCCGGCACCACCCGAUCACUACCCAGCCCUUUAAAGACAAAAGGAGAUGCGACGGGAUCCAUGGGCCUGAAGGAGAGGAUUCAGGAGAGAAGAAAAACGGGAUAAGAGACUAAAUGUAUGAGAGGUUUACUGAGUAAGGAAAGCUCUCCACACACUCAUACACACCUGUACACACACAGACUGAGACAGGGGGGCCUCCAUGCGCGACAUCUUCUGAAAACCACCUGAGAUGAACAGAUAGCAGGGGAGUGAGGAGGAGAGGAGCCACUGGAGGAAAGGAGAGCGGAGGAUGGUAAAGGAGGGGAGGUGGGAGGAGAAGAGACAUGGGUCACAGAUCAGAGGGAGGGGUUUUAUUACUGUGUUACGACCCCAAGUGACCUGUCCUGUGUACGUGGGGGCUUGUGUGACUGUGAGAGACACUUUCAGAGAAGGUGAACUUGUUUUAGAGAUCAUCUACGCUUAGCGGGGGAACGGUGACAAAGCUAAAGCCAAAUGCACUGAAAGUGGAGGGGGAGGGAGGAAGAGGGAGGAGGGGUGGAAAGGUUAUCGCUUAUCAGGGUCGCCCAAGACAAGAGAAAGAGGUCGAGUAGCACUGUAAACGCCCGUGUUGUUUUAUUUGUGACUGUGUGUAAAUGCAUUUAGAUGGUGUGAAUGUCUUCCCUUGAUUGUCUUGCCGAAUGUCUUAUUUUGUCUUUUCUUUUCUGUCUGUACAGAGUUUGUGUACAUGAGAUCGGUUUCUAAUAAAUCUUUAAUAUUGUCA